UGCGAUUGGGGGUGGACAAUUUUGUUCAGAAGCAGCCACAAAAUUUCGUUAUACACAUUUCAAAAAUAAACAAAUUGUUUCCAUUAAAGAUGUUAAAGGGCAGCACAUUAAAGGCUUUGGAUGUACGAAUUAUACAGCGUUACAUGCAAUCAAGCCUUUCUUGUUGCAGUUGCCAGCAGAUCGGGCCGCGUCGCUAUAUAAAUGGCAUCCAGCGCUACUACAUAACGUUCAAUGAUUUUCGCAACAAGAAUCGCAUGUACACCAAAAAAGAGCUUGUCGGCUACUCCAUGGAAGAUAUGUACAGCGUUGUCUCCGAUGUCAGUAACUAUUACAAGUUCGUGCCCUAUGUUAAGAAAUCGCAGGUGCACACCGUCGAUCCCGGCGGAGGUGGAUUCAAAGCGGAUCUGAUCGUUGGCUUUCCACCACUCAACGAGAUCUACACAUCGCAGGUUACACUGCAGCCGAACAGUCGCGUGAAAUCGGAAUGCCACGAUGGCCGAUUGUUUAACUACCUCCUCAAUGAAUGGCGUUUCAGUCCGGGCCUGAAGGACAUACCGAAUUCAUGCGUUGUCGACUUUCGCGUUGCCUUCGAGUUCAAAUCGCUGCUGCACAGCAAUAUUGCCAAUAUUUUCUUUGAUUUGAUAUGCGACCAAAUGGAGAACGCGUUCAUCUUGGAAGUGAGUCGUCGCAGUGGUCCGCCCUCUAUACGCUCGCAUGUCCUCAAAUCAAGGCGAUCCUGAC
Messenger RNA from Drosophila arizonae, 741 nucleotides. Its product is annotated as coenzyme Q-binding protein COQ10, mitochondrial. Gene Ontology annotation, biological process: cellular respiration. Gene Ontology annotation, cellular component: mitochondrion. The record is from RefSeq and is a predicted model, not a curated record. NCBI's taxonomy places the organism in Eukaryota, Metazoa, Arthropoda, Insecta, Diptera, Drosophilidae. Gene Ontology annotation, molecular function: ubiquinone binding.